AUGAUUCUUACAAAGAUGGCUGAAAGAAAACUAGACUCUACGCCUACGUCUCUGUACUUGAGAAAUGGUAAAAUAUAUGUAGGUCUUAAGAAGAAAUAUGCUAUUGAAACCGAAUACGAUGUUCUUAUCCUUAAGAAAAUACCCGUGGAAGAAAACAUUAGAGCUAUAGUUGGACACGAAGAAGGCCUUCUUUUCUUUCUGGACAAGGGUGGUCUCUAUGGUCUUUCGUGGGGUGAUGAUAAUGCUGCAAAUAGAAUUUUAUUCCGGAAAAAGAUUAUAAAUACCGGACUUUAUGAUCAGUCUUCAGGACGUGUUGUUAUUGGCACAAGCAAAGGAAAAGUCCUAGUACUUAACCAGUCUCUUGAAAUAAGUAAGACUUUCUAUGAAUCGCCGUCGGGGAUCAUUAACCUUUCUGUGUCCGAUUUGGGUAAGGUGGCCUGCAUCUAUGAGGUUGACUCUUCUGUGAAGGUGUUCGACUUAAAACAUCCUGAGGUCAAGUCCGUAAGCCUAUCCAAUGGAUUUCCGCAAGCUAUUGCGUUUGUUGGUAGCACUCAUUUGGUAGUUGGAGGAGAUUCUGGAGAACUUUGUGUUGUCGAUACAACUGUUAUGAGCAUUGUAUCCUCCUUAAAGAUUCCUCAGGCAGUCACUGUUCUCCUUUGGAAGGACGGAUAUCUACUCAUUGGGGGAGAAAACAUAUUAUACCUGUCUUCUGUUACAGAAGACCACAUUGAGAUUAUAGAUAGUUAUGAAUGUAAUGGAUUUGUGAAUGCAGUCACUCUUGAAGACGGGUACGCUGUAGUUGGUAUUGGAAAAGAGCCAAGGCUUGGAAGAUGGAAGGUAAAAAAGAAUGGAGAGCACAAGCUGAUUGUUCUGAAAGUAGGGUAG
Molecule: messenger RNA, 885 nt
Organism: Encephalitozoon intestinalis ATCC 50506
Lineage: Eukaryota; Fungi; Microsporidia; Unikaryonidae
Exons: 1
Coding region: 1-885 (294 amino acids)
Molecular function (GO): protein binding
Source: RefSeq, a predicted model, not a curated record